Messenger RNA from Neltuma alba, 1428 nucleotides. Its product is annotated as NAD-dependent malic enzyme 62 kDa isoform, mitochondrial. Gene Ontology annotation, molecular function: malate dehydrogenase (decarboxylating) (NAD+) activity; NAD binding. The record is from RefSeq and is a predicted model, not a curated record. Gene Ontology annotation, cellular component: mitochondrion. Gene Ontology annotation, biological process: malate metabolic process; pyruvate metabolic process. Lineage: Eukaryota; Viridiplantae; Streptophyta; Magnoliopsida; Fabales; Fabaceae.
AUCUGGGAUUGCAACAACACCGUCUUGAUGGGGAUGACUAUCUUGCUGUUAUAGAUGAAUUCAUGCAAGCUGUCUUUACUCGUUGGCCACAUGUUAUUGUACAGUUUGAAGAUUUCCAAAGCAAGUGGGCAUUUAAGUUAUUGCAGCGGUAUAGAAAUACCUACAGGAUGUUCAAUGAUGAUGUGCAGGGAACAGCUGGAGUUGCAAUUGCCGGACUUCUAGGUGCUAUGAGAGCACAAGGAAGGCCAAUGAUCGACUUUCCGAAAAUGAAAAUUGUUGUUGCUGGUGCUGGAAGUGCAGGAGUUGGUGUUCUUAAUGCUGCAAGGAAAACAAUGGCGAGGAUGUUGGGUAAUAAUGAAGUAGCUUUUGAGAGUGCAAAGAGUCAAUUCUGGGUUGUUGAUGCUAAGGGUUUAAUCACAGAAGAACGUGAAAAUAUUGACCCAGAUGCCGUGCCUUUUGCUAGAAACGUGAGAGAGGCUGAUCGUCAAGGACUAAAGGAAGGUGCUAGCCUUGUGGAAGUGGUGAAGCAAGUAAAGCCUGAUGUGCUUUUAGGAUUAUCUGCUGUUGGAGGAUUAUUCUCAGAAGAGGUGUUAGAAGCCCUCAAGCAUUCAACAUCUACAAGACCAGCUGUAUUUGCCAUGUCAAACCCGACAAACAAUGCUGAAUGCACCCCUGAGGAAGCUUUCUCCAUUUUGGGUGACAGCAUUAUAUUUGCAAGUGGGAGUCCCUUCAAGGAUGUUGAUCUUGGAAAUGGUCAUAUUGGUCACUGCAACCAGGGAAACAACAUGUACCUCUUUCCAGGCAUUGGUCUUGGAACCCUUUUAUCUGGAUCUAGGAUCAUCUCUGAUGGCAUGCUGCAGUCUGCUGCUGAGUGUCUGGCUGCAUACAUGAGUGAAGAAGAGGUUGUCAAUGGAAUCAUAUACCCAUCAAUAUCUAGAAUUCGAGAUAUAACAAAGGAGGUAGCCACAGCUGUUAUAAUGGAAGCUGUAGAAGAGGAUCUGGCAGAAGGCUACCGCAAUAUGGAUGCUCGAGACCUUCACAAGCUUAAUAAGGAACAAAUUCUGGAAUAUGUGAACAAGAACAUGUGGACUCCAGAGUACCCAAAAUUGGUUUACAAGGAAGAUUGAAUAAACGAUGAGAGCCUGUGCAUUACGACGAUUUAUUGACGUGCGCCCGCGUUCGCUUCAGCCAAUUUCUCAUGUACUCUUCUUCGACUGGCACUCUUAGAUCAUUCAAUUGAUGCAAAAAUUUUGCAUUAAUUCCCCGGAAUUAUUUAUGUAUAUGUAUAUGGUGUAUUUUUUAUUGCCUUAGAAAUAAUAAAAUAUUUGUAGAAAAAAGAGAAGAAACAGAGACCAAAUGUAGUGGACUAUAACAGAAUACGACGAUAUUACUGAUAUUUCUUUAUGAAUUGGGCAUGUCUUUGACUGA